AAGUUUUCAUCCAAAAGCUACUACCUAUUUUCUCUUCUUCUAAGUGGUUUACACAAUACCAGAUAGACCAAAAAGAAAAAAAUGAGUCGCAUUGGUUUAUUCUUCCUCUUCCUCCUUUCUACAAUACUUGUGUCUAUUGCUAGUGGCCAAGAAAGAGCUCCUCAUGGCCUUGAAUAUGAGAGUCCUAUAGCUUUCUCACCAUCAGCAUAUGAUUUCUUUCAUCCUAAUGCACAAAAGAAAAAUGAGACCAAGGACCCUUGUUCUGCAUCAAAAUGUUCACCUUUGCCUAUGGCAGCACAAGUGGAAGCAACUCAAGUAUAUGAAAACAAAGCAUUGGCAACACAUAAAGGUAGGAAACAAAUUGGAGUUGGUGCUGUGGCCGGCAUUGUCUUCGCUGUUGCUUGUGCUGUGCUUCUGGCCAUGGGAAUAUACUAUGUAAAGGUCACUCGCCAAGCAAACAUGAGUAGAACAACCAACAACAGUGUUCAGUGUCAUGCAUAAUAUGCCCUCUAUGGUCCUAUGUCAGAUUAAAAAAAAAACUAUAGCUUAUAGCAUGGUUGAAACUUGACCUCACCACCCAAGUUCCUUAAAAAUCCUUCCCUAACCAUAUCUGUGUGUGUAUGUAAUGUAUCUAAAUUUUCUUGUUUCUUACCAGUAGUAACCUUAAUCUUUGUUCUUUAUGGUUAGCUAAUGCAUCUAAGGUUAUGAUAGUGAUCAAUUUCAAAUUUGGAUGUCAUCACAAAGUGUUACAAGCUUCUAAUUGGGAUGUUCCAACUUCUCACCAUU
Arachis stenosperma is the source of this 786-nucleotide messenger RNA. RefSeq lists its product as uncharacterized. The record is from RefSeq and is a predicted model, not a curated record. The transcript has a single exon. Lineage: Eukaryota; Viridiplantae; Streptophyta; Magnoliopsida; Fabales; Fabaceae. Bases 82 to 501 code for a protein of 139 amino acids.